Messenger RNA from Elaeis guineensis (African oil palm), 2008 nucleotides. RefSeq names its product trihelix transcription factor GT-1. The record is from RefSeq and is a predicted model, not a curated record. Lineage: Eukaryota; Viridiplantae; Streptophyta; Magnoliopsida; Arecales; Arecaceae.
AAGGUCCGAAACUCUCACGCGCACUCCGCUUCUCCCUCUCCUCUUUUCCUCUCCAAAGCCUCAGCUCUCACUCCCAGUGGAGAGAAAAAAAAGAACGCGACUCUGCAAACCCAAAACCCUCCCAAUCCCUCCUAUCUCCUUUUUCUUCUCCGAUUUCGAUCCCCAAUCCUUAACCCCAAGAGAUAAUAUUUCUUCCGCUCCUCCCCUUCCGUCAACCCCACUAAAAGCCCGAUUCUUCUCUUCCUUUUGAUUUCUUUCUCGUCCGCUUUCUUCGCUUCUAUUGGUUUCUACUGGUCCCUUUUCUUGAAACCUGAUUUUUCCUUUCGUUUGAAUCUCUUUUUCUUCCCUUUUAGUCAAUUGUGUCGAUUUCUACUUGCCCUUGUUGUGGAGUGAUCCAAGAGAUGGGUUUUGCGCUUUUGGAAGUCCAAUUUGUUGCCAAAUUUUCUGUUUGGUUCCGAUGUCUCUACCCACUCUAGACCAGUACCUCUCCCAAUCCCUCCUCCCUUGCUUCCGGAGUCGAGAGGACGAGAGCGACGAGGAGCAGCAAGGGGCAAGGAAGAGCAUGUACUUGUCUGACAAGCCCCAAUCGGUCGAUUAUUAUAAAGAAGAUAGCCGCGACAUGAUGAUCCAGGUCGUCGGCAAUGGCGGGCUGCCGCCGCCCCAGCAGCAGAUGAUCCUGGCCGAAAGCAGUGGAGAGGACCACGAGGUGAAGGCACCCAAGAAGCGGGCUGAGACCUGGGUCCAGGAGGAGACGCGGAGCCUCAUAAGCCUCCGGCGGGAGAUGGAUGGGCUGUUUAACACGUCGAAGUCGAACAAGCAUUUGUGGGAGCAGAUCUCGGCAAAGAUGAAGGAUAAGGGGUUCGACCGGUCGCCGACUAUGUGCACAGAUAAGUGGAGGAACCUGCUGAAGGAAUUCAAGAAGGCAAAGCAUCAUGCGAAGGGUAGCGGGGCGGUGAAGAUGUCGUACUAUAAGGAGCUUGAUGAGAUGCUCAAGGAGAGGAACAAGAACCCAGCUUAUAAGAGCCCCACGGUCUCCAAGGUUGACUCUUACCUGCAGUUUUCUGAUAAAGGUCUUGAAGAUGCUAAUAUUUCAUUCGGGCCUGUGGAAGGAAGUGGUAGGUCAACACUCAAUAUGGACAGGCGUUUGGAUCAUGAGAGACAUCCUCUUGCCAUAACAGCAGCUGAUGAAGUGGCAGCCAAUGGUGUCCCCCCUUGGAAUUGGAGAGACACCCCUGCAAAUGGUGGCGAUAAUCAUACCUCGUAUGGUGGAAGGGUUAUUUUAGUCAAGUGGGGAGACUACACAAGAAAGAUUGGUAUUGAUGGCAGUGCAGAAGCAAUAAAGGAUGCAAUCAAAUCAGCAUUUGGAAUAAGGACUAGAAGGGCAUUUUGGCUGGAGGAUGAAGAUGAGGUAGUUCGUAGCCUUGACAGGGACAUGCCACUGGGAACCUAUACUCUUCAUCUUGACGAUGGGAUAACAAUAAAAAUUUGCAUAUAUGAUGAGACUGACCGCAUAACAGUUCGUACUGAGGAGAAGACAAUAUACACUCAAGAGGAUUUUCGUGAUUUCCUUAAUCGCAAUGGCUGGACUGGCCUAAGAGAGUUAAGUGGCUUUAGAAGUGUUGACACAAUGGAUGACCUUCGUCCUGGUGCUGUGUAUCAGGGUAUAAGACUCCUGAGUGAUUAGAGAGCACCAAAAAAAUAUAUGAUGACUUGAAGCACCAGACAACCAUAUACUCACGGGUUCACAAACUGUUCAUGCUGUUUGACCAUUGAGGUUGUGCAUUAAACUACUAAGAAUAGCUAAGUUUGUAGCUUUAAAUCAAGCAUCCUUCCUAAUGAAGUCACAUUGUCAUUAUCCAAAUCUUGUACAUCAUCUGAUCAAAAAUGUUGACUUGAAAAUUUCUGCUGCAGUUGGAUGUCCAAUGAACCAUUUCCACCCCUGAGAUGAGGUGGCUGACUCUACUAACGUUGUAGAUAAAUCUAUACAAAAUGAUUCUCUUUACAGAAA